AUGAUCGCAACUGGUGUUUGUGGCGUCGCGCUGGUGCUGGUGCUGGUGGUUCUGAUCCCGGUCAUGGUGAACUCCGCCGGGACUCCCGCCCGCUAUGAAAUGCUCGGAUCCUGUCAAAUGGUGUGUGACUCCCACGGAACCGCAGCCACAGCCACGGCAAAGGCAACCAACCCGAUCAAAGACAACCGCCUGGUUCAGUCUCUGCCAACGUUCAUCCAAGGUCCCCAAGGAGAGCCGGGACGCGUGGGGAGGAUGGGCCCCAGGGGACCAGUUGGCGAGCCCGGACCACCCGGACCUGCUGGUCCGCCCGGUGAAAGGGGGGCACCUGGUCCCCCGGGUCCACCCGGAGCACCGGGAGCAAAUGGACCUACCGGUGCCAUCAGUGCGGCCACUUACAACACUGUCCCAAAGAUAGCGUUUUACGCAGGACUGAAAAAGCAGCAUGAGGGAUAUGAAGUGCUCAAAUUCGACGACGUUGUCACUAAUCUUGGCAACCAUUAUGACCCAUCUACAGGGAAAUUCACCUGCUCCAUACCUGGGAUUUACUUCUUUGUUUAUCAUGUGCUGAUGAGAGGCGGUGACGGAACCAGCAUGUGGGCUGACCUCUGUAAAAACAACCAGGUGAGGGCCAGUGCCAUCGCCCAAGACGCGGACCAGAACUACGACUAUGCCAGCAACAGUGUGGUAUUACACCUGGAGCCCGGGGAUGAGAUUUACAUCAAACUGGACGGCGGGAAAGCGCACGGAGGCAACAACAACAAGUACAGCACCUUCUCUGGCUUCAUGUUGUACGCUGACUGAAAGAAAGAGGCUGAAGAGGGGAAAGAUCUGCUGUGCACGUAGCUUGCUUCACUGCUCAUGCUCAUUUCAGUGUCAGUUGGAUUAUUGGAGCCGGAGCUCAAGAAAGAUACGUGGGAAACCAUGCGAAAAAAGAACUACAAUGAAAUAAUGACGCGCGUACGGUGUUAGUAACAGAAUAUUAAUAAUACAUUUGAAUGUGUCCUCUCUAUGAUGUUUCAGCUGUACUCAUGUCCAAACUAUUUGUGUCGCUCUGCGCUGUGAAUCAAGUGUUGCUGCUGUGUAAAACAUUGCUGCUAUGCAUCAUAUAUGUGAGUGAAUUGAUCUGUAGCAUUCAAUAAUAGAGCUUAAAAUGAUACUCACACAAUCACCACUCUGUUUACAGUGUUAUUAGUCAUUAUGUGUGCUUUAUUUAAAAAGGAAAAAAAAAAUGCUAGACAGUUAUUGCAUUUUGGGUGAAAAUGUUAAAAGCCUUGAUGCAUGAUUACAUAUGUAUGAAAAUCAAACAUUUCAACUCUGUGCAGCCAAAAGUCAUUUUAAAGCGAAUCAGAGAAACUGUAAAGGGCCAUUCUGAUGUUAUUGAAGCACUGUGACAAAACAUCAUUGUAACUUGUUCUUCUUCUUGUCGCUCUCCAUAUAACAGCUGGUUGGGGCGACGGGGUGGCCUGGUGGUUAGUCACUAUCGCAAAACACAACCAUCACAUGAGCAGAAAUGUUUCUUGAAGCUCAACAGCUUGCUGAUUAAGCCCCUCUGGAUAAGCUCGCAGCCUAAAACCGUUAAAUAUAGUUUUAAAAUUCAAUCCUCUGGGUCUCUGUGUAAUCCUCUCGGAAGAUGAAUCAAAGUUAUAUAGUUUUUCACGGUGCACAGUCAGCUGUGGCGAUCAUGCCAUUGAUCAUGUGGUGAAGUCACCCUGUGAGGCCACCUGUUCCCAGAUGAGAGGAGAACAUGUCCUUCAUCUGGGCCUGCCAGCCAGCCCGCCUCCCAUAGACACCCACAGACACCCACUGAGGGGCAACAGGACAACUCAUCUAACACCGCCGCAUUGUGUUAAGUGCAGAGCAGCAUACUGAUUA
Messenger RNA from Sphaeramia orbicularis (orbiculate cardinalfish), 1872 nucleotides. It is a transcript of the gene c1ql3b, whose product is annotated as complement component 1, q subcomponent-like 3b. The transcript has 2 exons. Gene Ontology annotation, molecular function: protein binding. Bases 1 to 801 code for a protein of 266 amino acids. NCBI's taxonomy places the organism in Eukaryota, Metazoa, Chordata, Actinopteri, Kurtiformes, Apogonidae. The record is from RefSeq and is a predicted model, not a curated record.